Molecule: messenger RNA, 1579 nt
Organism: Fusarium oxysporum Fo47
Lineage: Eukaryota; Fungi; Ascomycota; Sordariomycetes; Hypocreales; Nectriaceae
Product: succinate-semialdehyde dehydrogenase (NAD(P)(+))
Exons: 4
Coding region: 1-1473 (490 amino acids)
Biological process (GO): GABA catabolic process
Molecular function (GO): succinate-semialdehyde dehydrogenase (NAD+) activity
Source: RefSeq, a predicted model, not a curated record
AUGACAGCUCCAAAGCUUACCGAUCCUACCCUCAUCAAAAACGCGUGUUACGUCAAUGGUGAAUGGGUAGCUGCAAAGUCUGGGAAGGACUUUGCUGUCGAAAACCCUUCAACCCUUGAAAAGAUUGGGAACUGUCCCGAGUUCGACGCCAGUGACACCGAAGCCGCUAUCGCUGCCGCCGAUGCCGCAUACAAGACAUACCGCAAGACCCCGGCUCGCCAGCGGGCCCGGUACCUCCGCCGCUGGUAUGAUCUCAUGAUGGAGAACUCGGAGGACAUUGCACGACUCAUUACCCUUGAGAACGGCAAGCCUCUGGCAGAUGGCAGGACAGAGGCCAACUAUGCAGCAGCUUUCUUUGAAUGGUUUUCAGAGGAGGCCCCUAGAAUAUAUGGUGAGACCAUUGAGGCAACAAACCCAUCAUGUCGUCUAUCCACCAUCAAACAGCCCGUAGGUGUCUGCGGCCUCAUUGCACCGUGGAACUUUCCCGCUGCCAUGAUUACCCGAAAGGCCGGGCCUGCGCUCGCUGCUGGCUGUACUGUUGUCAUUAAAGCUCCCGCUGAGGCUCCUCUGACAGCUCUUGCUCUGGCUGAGCUGGCGCAUCGUGCUGGAAUUCCUGCCGGCGUUGUCAACGUUAUUACAGCCUUGGAUAACACUGCUGAAGUGGGCAAAGUCUUGACUACACACCCCAAGGUCAAGAAGGUCUCUUUCACUGGGUCAACUGGCGUGGGCAGACUCCUUAUGAACCAAUCGUCAUCAACGAUCAAGAAAUUGUCCUUUGAAUUGGGUGGAAACGCUCCUUUCAUCGUUUUCGAAGAUGCGGACCUUGAUAAGGCUGUUAAGGGUGUGAUCGCCUGCAAAUUCCGUAACUCGGGUCAAACUUGCGUUUGCGCCAACCGAAUUCUGGUGCACCGCAGUAUCUAUGACAAGUUUGUCCAAAUGGUCCUCGAUGUUGUCAAGACCUUCGUUGUUGGUGACGGCUUUGGUGAGCAGACAACCCAUGGUCCUCUCAUCCAUGGUCGUGCCGUAGCCAAGGCUGCUGAGCAUGUUGAAGAUGCUCUUUCCAAGGGAGCCAAGCUUAUCCACGGUGGCGAGCGUCUACCACACCUCGGUCCUAACUACUUUGACCUCACAAUGUUAACUGGUAUGAAGCCUGGCAUGAAGAUCUGUAGCGAAGAGACUUUCGGGCCUGUUGCUGCUUUCUUUGCAUUCGACAACGAGGACGAGGCUAUCGAGCUUGCGAACGACAGUGAUGUUGGCCUUGGAGGCUAUUUCUUCAGCAACAAUGUGAACCGAUGUUAUCGCGUGGCUGAAGCCUUAGAGGUUGGUAUGGUUGGUGUAAAUUGCGGCGUCCUGAGCGACCCUGCCGCUCCUUUCGGCGGCAUUAAGCAGAGUGGUUUUGGAAGAGAAGGAAGCAAGUAUGGUAUCGACGAGUUUACAAUCACCAAGAUGGUCAUGACAAAUAUUGAUCCAUAAGUUUUGGUCGAGUUGAGACAUAAAUUAGGAUGGCUAUAGACGAAAUAAUACCCAUAGGACGGUUAUAGAGACGGAGUGUGACAACAUUUAGGUGAACAAAAUUGCU